Protopterus annectens (West African lungfish) is the source of this 2820-nucleotide messenger RNA. RefSeq names its product RD3 like (gene RD3L). Lineage: Eukaryota; Metazoa; Chordata; Ceratodontiformes; Protopteridae. The record is from RefSeq and is a predicted model, not a curated record. The transcript is spliced from 2 exons. Bases 4 to 609 code for a protein of 201 amino acids.
AAAAUGCCAUUUUUUGGUUGGAUAAAGUGGUCAAAAACUGAACCCUGCAAACCAUCACAAAAGUCAGCAUCAGAUGUUGUGACCAAGACAUUACUGAGAGAACUGAAGUGGCACCUGAAAGAACGUGAGAAGUUAGCACAAGAAAUUGAAAAUGAACAGAAAGUACUGAAGAAUGGAGUGGAUUAUACCUGGUUAAGAAGUUCUCAGAGUUUUAAACCCACCAUUCCUGUUGCAGAACAAAGGCAGCUGGAGCUGCUCUGUUCACAGAUUCAGCCAUCCCAUACAGGAACUCUACUCAGCAGAUUUCGUGAGGUAUUGGCAGAAAAUGACGUCCUACCUUGGGAAAUUGUUUAUAUAUUCAAGCAAGUUCUGAAAGAUUUUCUUAUGAAAACUGAAGAAGAAAAACAAGACAUGAAUCUGAUGGACAUGUGCAGUCUUAAUUUUAGGUUAGCAGGAGCAAGUCUGGAUAAAGCCAAGCCUGGAAAAGAUGAAAUACCAACAGUAUCAAGUUACGUGGACAGAAACAUGCAGAACAUGUUUCCAAAUUUCACACAGAGAAUUUGGGAUUUACCAUAUUACUAUCCUGCUAAUUACUCGUGUUCAGACUGAGUCAUUUAACAAUCUUUGCAAACUGACAUGAAAGUAAAAAUCAUAAGAAGACUGAAAGACAAAGUGAAAUGUAGCAUAAGGUUCCUGUGCUGAAGCAAAUCAGAAUUUUAUCACCACAUUUCAGUACAGAUAUUAUCGAGUCUCAAACCAUCCCAAAUUUCAACUUCACUUUCACUAUCAGUUUUGAACAAAAUUUUAUCUCAUUGACUUGGGUAGAGUUGUAAGAAGAUAAAGCAUAGAUCUGGCAACAAAUGUUUUGCAACAUUUUUGUGUAUUUUGUUGAAAGUAUAGUAAUAAUUAACACAAGCAGAACUCCAAGAAAACAAAACUCAGAACACAUAUUUUACAAUGUUAUAUCAUAUUUAUGUUGUCAUGUUUAGUUAUGCAUUUCAUUUGUUUGUUAACACAUUAGGCAGUGUUUCCAUGCUUUCUGUAUUCACAUAUGAGGUAUGUGAUUGAUUAGAUAGAUUCGCAGCAUUUAUGUACACAAUGUAUACAUACACUGAACUAAAACAGGACCAUGGCAAAAAAUUAAGGAAGAAGAUAUAUUUUUUGUUUGGCUGCUUUGCAAGACACUAUAUAGUAAGUCUAAUGGAAGCCAAGGAAAGUAAAAUAAAAUAGACUAUGAAGAUGCAGAAAUAACCACAUUGCAAAAACAUUACAACACAGUAAGCAAGGGAAGAAAUAAAUGCAAUGAAGCAAUAUGCAUUUAAAAGUUAAGAAAAAUGACCAAUAUUUGUGUAUCUGAAGAAACUUAAUGACUUUUCAAGAACCUAAACUUAAAUCUAUUUACUUUGUUUUUCUUUACCAAGAAACUGAGUUAACAGAUAGACUUCAUUUCAGGUGUAACAUAAAAAAUUGUAGAUAAAAGCUCAGGUGUGUCAUAGAAAAUUAUAGGUAAAAGCUUUCAGAACACCCUCUCCCCAAAAAAUAAAUAAAUAAACAAAAUCAAUAAAAUCAGAGCAAGUAUAAUGCUGUAGCAUUUUGCAGACACUAAAGGUCAGAGACUGUAAAAGAACAGCUGUAAUUAUAAUGCAAAAGCAUAUAGAUAAAUGCAAAUUAUGUGCUCGUAAUUCAGUGAUGAUAAAAGUUGUCUAGUAUGCAGGUCAAACUGCCUCUUUCCAAAGUUAAACAGAAUAAUAAGAAAAGAAACAUAAGUUGAGGCUUGCAAGAUGAGCUGAAGUGAAUAUGUGUUGCUGUGGUUCAGGUACAAUUACAGUCUGAAGAGAAUUUCAAGUGGCCUCAGUAGGAGACCUAAAACUCAACUAAGUGGACAAAAUGACUAAUGGUAAGAAAAGAGUUCCAAAGAUGGUUAGCAUAGUCAGCCAACACUCUUUGGUCAACCAAAAUGCAGAUUUGGAAAACAAGAAAGAAAGAGGUAUUUCUGCCUCAUUUCAGAUGACAGAGGUGUCUGAUCAUCUCUGUGUGACAGAGCAAAAAGGCCCUAAUCAUGACCCAAAUGACUCUGGAUUAAGUAACAAACCAAGCUUUGGAGAAGUCAAUCUGGGUGGGUAGGAGUGAGUGGCUGAUGCCAUUGUGCCUUUCUUAAGGAAGAGUCCACCUGACUGGAUGCACUGGUGACUCCUAGUAGAGGCUGGGAGAAUGCACAGUUAUGUACAAGGUCAAGCUACACACAUGGAUUUUCCAACAAUAUCUUGCAUUGCAAUCAGCAUAGCAUGUCUGGUCACACAAACAAUCAAUCAAGCCUAGCACAGCAAACUCCAUUUUGGUGGAGUAUGCUGCAAAACAUCUGAGGGACAAUGAGUCACUGACUAAAACAAAAUAAAAUACAUGAUUGCCUGGAUGACAACCCAGAAAUAUACAACCAUGGUACAGAAGCAACAAUGUCUGGCUGAAAUAAAGCUGACAACUAAAAAAAAUAAACAUGUUUUGCAGAAAACAGCUAAGCCUUUUAUGUGGCUUUAAAAUAGAGCUUAUAGAUAAACAGAUGGCACUGGUAUAAUUCAGGUUUGUUGGCAACAAGCAAUAACUGGCAAACAAAGGCAUACCUUUCAAUUUUCCCUGAUUUUGCUCUGUUCCUUGUACAUUUUAUGGUUUUCUCUCAAAUCAUUGAAGAUUGCAGGAACUAAGUAAUGACAGUCAUUUGUGUUUCAGACUUGAUCUUUCACUUUCCUGUUUACGCACCAUGUGGUACAUCAGGCAACAAUCACCUUCCAGCGCUCAUUGUUUCUGUAGCAGUUACUGGUUUUA